Micropterus salmoides (largemouth bass) is the source of this 10514-nucleotide messenger RNA. RefSeq names its product pleiomorphic adenoma gene 1 (gene plag1). Bases 252 to 1688 code for a protein of 478 amino acids. NCBI's taxonomy places the organism in Eukaryota, Metazoa, Chordata, Actinopteri, Centrarchiformes, Centrarchidae. The record is from RefSeq and is a predicted model, not a curated record. The transcript has 3 exons.
AUGGCUGCUCGAAAGAGGGGAAAGCAAACAAUUUUCAGGCCCGCCGCGUCUAGCAAAAAAUAUGAGAAAAAAAUUAUUAAAAAUUCGGAAAAUAGUUGAAAGUCAAGAAAAACUCAACAGAAAGGAUGUUAAGGCGUCCGGGGCCCCUGAGUCCGGGCGGUGUUGAGCACAUAAAACUGGAUAGAAUAACUGCAUCAGUACUAGUUGGGCACUGCGCCCCUGUCCAUGUAGCUGGUCUGCCUUAGAGUGCCAUGGCUACAGGAACCCAGGGCCACGGUGACCACGUCCUGGAGAAAGUCAAGCUUGCACCGCCGACGGGGAGGCGCAGGAAGGCGGAGGGGAAGCCGAAGAAGAAUUUCCCCUGCCAGGAGUGUCAGAAAGCUUUCAACAGUCUGGAGAAGCUAAAGGUGCACUCGUACUCUCACACAGGAGAAAGACCCUACUGCUGCUCCCACCCCGACUGCACCAAGGCCUUCGUCUCCAAAUACAAGCUGCUACGGCAUAUGGCAACUCACUCGCCAGAAAAAAACCACAAGUGUUCAUACUGUGAGAAAAUGUUCCACCGCAAGGAUCACUUAAAGAAUCACCUACACACGCACGACCCGUACAAGGAGGCGUUCACCUGUCAGGAGUGCGGCAAGAGCUACAACACCAAGCUGGGCUUCAAACGCCACCUCGCCCUCCACGCCGCCAACAGCGGAGACCUCACAUGCCAAGUGUGCCUGCAGCCGUUCCCCAGCACCGGGGUUCUUCUGGAACACCUCAAAACACACGCUGGCAAGUCGUCUGGCGGGACCAAAGAGAAGAAACAUCGCUGUGAGCAUUGUGAGCGGCGAUUUUACACCCGUAAAGACGUGCGACGCCACAUGGUGGUGCACACUGGACGCAAGGACUUCCUUUGUCAGUACUGCGCCCAGCGCUUUGGUAGGAAGGACCACCUGACACGUCACGUGAAAAAGAGCCACACCCGGGAGCUGCUCAGGGUAAAAACUGAGCCAGCAGAUUCGCUGGAGCCCGUUGUCUAUGACUUGGCGUCUGGGGGCAUCAAAGGCGAACUCCCAGGAAUGCUGGCGCAGAGGCCGCACCAGCUCAACAUGUACACAGGCCCCGUCCUGGACACAGAGCCCUUCCCCACCCCCACACACACUUUUUCUUUAAAAUACCCGCUGGGCUCCAACUUUACCUCAUACACCUUCUCCUCCCAGGAGCGGGAGCAGAAUCUAAAGGGAGAACUGGAGACCUAUCUGAUGGAGCUACAGAGCAGCAUGCCCUCCUCAUCCUCUGCAGCCCAAGAACCCCAACUCUCCUCCUCCAAACUUGUGCUGGAGACUCAAGUUGGCAUGCUGGAGGAAGCGAGCCAGGAGGUGUCCCUGUCCAAAAUGUCCGCACCGAUGGCAGCAGCCACCACAGGUGACACUCUGGCGUCAUCCUCCUCUCUGAUGGACUUCUCACAACUUUUCAACUUCCUGCCACUCAACGGGCCUCCAUACAACCAGGCAGGGGGGAGCGGGGGACAGGGAGUUGUCUAUCCACCCAACGAAGAGCCCACACCUCUCGUUCAGCUGCCAACCCAACCCCCCGAAGGCCCAGAGGCUACAGAGAGUCCACUUCAAGGACUCCCCUCCUCCUUCAUAUCCAACCUGAGCACACCCACCACACUGCCCCGUUUCCACCAAGCUUUUCAAUGAUCCAGUAUGUACUGCACAUGGCACACAAGCACUCUAACACACACAUACACACACACACACACACUGACACACACGACGAGCUACACAACCACACUAGCGGACACCGAAAACAAGAUGCCAGUAACACAUGUCUGAAGGUAUUUGCACGUAUGUCCAUUUAAUAUGACACGAUGAGCAGACACAUGAUGAGCAGCACUGACAGCAGCAUACACACCAAGGUUAGGUUCUAUCAGCUUUCUAAUUGCUAUGUUAUUGUGACUUUUCACCUUAUCAAGCUUUUUAUUGACAAGUUGGCAAAUCUUCACCACCACUAUUCUCCAGUGACAUGUUCACAUAGUAGCGGGAAAUGCAGAUACUUUCCAAAUUCUCCAUUUCUCACUGCGUAUUUGGAAGUUUUAUAACUUCUCAUGAUCUAAUCUCACUUCUAGGACAAAGUACUUUUCAAAGACCUGCAGGUUACCAUAUACUUAUACAUCUUUAAUCGCACCACAAGCAGUAGAAUUCACCGUGGGCUGUGAUGAGAAAGGUCAGCGCAACUCGUGCUCACAGCACCGUUCUGUGCACUGCACCACUAACAUCAGUGCCACAUACACAUUUAUAGAGCACAAACUGUUUUUAUGCAUUGAUGCAGACACGGUUGAACCGUGACAGUGAGAGCCGUGUCAUUUUAAACAUGAGUUAGCCUUUUGGGAGUUGGAGAAGGUUCACAUGGAUUAAUGUUAAUAGUAUUUUGAUUGCAGUGAUGUUUACUUUUCUUUACCUAACCCCACAUGCUAGAUGGACCUUAGGAUGCAGAUUUUGCGUUGUAUAUUGUUUUUCGUGCAGCACUUUGAACUUUGUGAUGUCGUCUGUCGUCACAGUUGACUGUUGUUUUAUGUCUGUUUUAUUUGUGGUAGGGACCAAUCUGUAGUUUUGGGAUGUUUUCGCCCAUUUACCUAUAUUUAAUACAUCAUCUGUCCCAAAUGACUGCUGACCAUUUUCCAAAACACACCAGGAGUUCCAUGCAGCUGUUGGGUUUCAUUAAUUCUAAUCUGUAUGGAAAUCAACUUACUUACAUCAGGUACUCCAUUACAGUGACCAUGUCUGCUUGUGUUUUUGUCAAUAACAUUAUUGUAUUAUACGCUCUUACAAUUAUAGUACCAUGCAAUACAGUGAUGCCACAUUGUCAGCAGUAAAAGCAGACGUAAUGUUCACUGUGCUGGAUUACUCUGUUUCAAGUCUCUGCAAGUGUAAUGUUCAGUAAGUUAGUGAAAUUACAGAAAAUCAAUGGCUUGCUGGAAUGCGGGAAAACUGUUGAAACAUCUCAAAUAUGCUAUAAAGGAUUUUUAUUUUAUUUUAAAGUUAACAUGUAUGUGAUUAGUAGUAAAUAGGCUAAAACGUGCAAAAACAUUGGUCUGGUCCUUUUGACCCAUAAAGCAGAAGUUCGUUCCCAUUGUUAUAGAGUGUUACAGUACAGUAUUACAGUUUUACAUUUCAUUUUGGUAGUUGGAAAAUUAAGAUAAAACUUUCUUAGUUAUCCCCCAAACCAAAGUCAAGCAAACACAGACAGAGCAGGCUUCUAUCUGUUACUACAAAGCAAGCACUCCAAGGAUGAAGGAAGUUAUCACUGCAAAAAAUCCUAACCACACACUUGGUAUCUUCUUCAUUUAUUUCCUGUAUGUAGUCAAGCAGUUGUACAUUCAAUAGGACUUUGACUUCUAAGAAAAUGACCUUGUUUGUGACUAGUUGACAGAAACUAAACCUUUUAGUUGUGGAUCAGAUGUGAAAGAUGCAGAAAGGUCUUUUUCAUCUGCAAGUCAAUACCUUUUUAGUGUUUGUAUGUGGUACCUUGCACUAAAAAGUUUUUUUUCAAGAAAAUGUACAAUGUGCACUACCAAUAUGCAUAAUAACAGUAAAAUUAGCAAUUUCCAGGUUAAUUGCAAAUUAAUAUAUUCCAACUACUAAUAUAAAAUAUGCCAAUUUAUACAUUGUAGAACAAUCUGAAACAUUUAACAUUAUGUGAAAUCAAAUUUAGCUGCAAUUUUGGUAAUUUAGCCAAAAAAAUAUUAAGAGGACAUAUUUUAUGAGUAACUGUGCCACACCUUGGUAGGCAUUCCAUUUUUAAAGCCUGACUCUAAAUGUCUUCCUCAAACAUAAAUCAUUUUUCAACUUGUAUAUAGGCUUGUGAGGUGUGACUUGGAAGGAAAAUGCGCUUUAUGUUUCCAUUAAAACUCAACGUGCAGGUCUCCUGGACCACGUUCAGAAAUAAUGCAAAUAUAUUUGUAAGCUCCACUAAGUUCCAAAAUACCUUAUAGUUCAGAAUCGGUUCAGCAGUUUGAUGAUGAAAAUAAAUGUCCACAGCCACAUGUUCUGGCUUCCUCUGGCAUGGCUCCACUUCACUUUAUGUUUAGAUUAAGUGGAAGUCGCCCCUUAAAACACAAAACACAUGUUAUUCCAGUAGGUUUUGACUGCUCUGCCUAAAUCUGUGAAAAUUAACUCUCUGAAAGCGAAAAACAUGAUAUAGCUGGGAUACUAGUCUGUCUACACUUACACAGUAACUGAAAUAGUGAUCGAAAUACUGACUGAAUACAAAUUAAAUAGUUGGUGAAUCAAAUGUGAAUAGAGAUUCAGUGUAAUUGCUCUUUAAUGGUAACAGCAAUGAGAAGUUCUUAUGCUGCUGGAAAAUGUUUACAUAUUCCAACAACACUGCAGUAAUACAACAUCAUAUCAUGAGCUUGGUCCAUCUUAGUUCAAUCAAUCAAAUAUGGACUAUGCACAUAUUCAUUAGAUUCCAAUGGUACUUAUUACUUACAUAUGAAGUGUUGAUAUGCAAGCUAACAACACUCAUUUCAGGGAUAUGAAUGUGUUCAUCCCAUACAGCUUUAGAUAGUAAAACAUUUUAGUGAAAUCCUUCUAAUUAUACAAUCAAAGAGUUUGCUUUGUAUGGAGCGCUGCAGAAUUUGCCUUCAUGUCUCCGUAUUCAGCUCUCAGUACUGUGGUUUCUAGCUUUUGGGGAAAGUUGAUUGCCUUCUUCAUCUUUGAUUGAAUUUUUUAAGAUGGUAGACAUGGGUCAGCGAAGAAAUCUUAGCAGGAACAGUCAACAGGAACAUUUCCCCCUCCUUUAACUGCUAAAGCUAAUUGCCGACAGACGGUAGAAGACUAUAGUGGUGCUUGGGUAUCUCCCAGAUGUAAAUGUGUAAAACUGUAUGAAUGUGAAGCAGGGCAGGGCUGGAAAUGAGCUGAGAUUCACAGCUAAACUCCCCUGGGUUAAAGAAAAAUGUAAUUGAUUCGGCUAAAACAUGCUAGAUUCAGAUCAUUAUCCAUGGUGGGUUCAAAUUAAGGGCAACUGGACCAGGUUUAAGAUACUUGAAGACAUUUCACCUCUCAUCCGAGAGGCUUUUUCAGUUCGGACUAACUGACUGAAUCCCAGCUAUUUAACCUCUGUGGGGUUGUUAUCAAGGUGGUGGAGAACGCUUGGUUCGUUAGUGCUCCUAGCUGCCAGUCAUUAUGGUCACUUCAAAUGCAGUUAAAUGUGUUUCCUUGGGAAUAGUAAAGCAUUGACCAGGGGCAAUGACAUAAACAUGUUGUCCCUGAUGACCCUAUAGUAGUAAUAUAUCAACCCAUGCAGAUCGUUUGGGUUUACUUUGCAGAGCUUUUAAGAAACAGUAUCCGCCUCUGAGACUUCUGCCUUCACUUCAGUACAAUGGAGGUGAGAGGGACACACAGCAAAAACUUUUUGCCCAGUAUCCGUUAGGAAAUGAUAUGGGAAUUGUGUCCGUAUUGGAGGACUCCACACCUCACAUUUUACACCCAGGGUCAAUGCAGGAAGCAGUGUGCCCUGGAUGUUGAGAGGCAGGAAGUAAGAGUGGGGAGGUGGAGUUAGUAGAUGAGCAUGCAGCACGUCUGACUUUUGCGCAGGAUACAGGAGGUUUUGUGCAAUCACAGACCUGUUACUGCAUUCGCCUUUUAAUUAACAUGGCCACGAUCUUUCCCUAACCUUACCCAUACCUAAGUUGCCAUGCACAGAGAUAGAAAGCAAGAAUGUUAGCAAUAGAUGUAAAAACAAAAGAGGUAAUUGAAUGUAUAAUGUGUAUCCAAGGGGGGUUAAAAUUAAGGGCAACUGAACAUGGGCAAGGUUGCUUGGAGACGUUCACCUCUCGCUAAAAGUCCAGUUGCCUUCGAUUUUAGCCACCUUGGAUGGCUAUGACCUGGAUGACUUAAUCUCCAUAGACCGUAUGUAUAAUAAGGGGUUUUGCAGAAUUGAACAAUAUCAGUUGUCUUGUCUGAUGAAAAAUGACAUGCGAAAUUUUAUUGGAUAAUCCACAAACAUCAUAGCCGUCAGUGCAAACUGCUGACAUUGUGUUCUGUGGACUCUCCUCUAUAACUGGGAACGUUUUGUUUGCUUUAAACUCCACAAACCAAAUUCUAUUUACCUCCAUUGUGCUGGUGUGGUGGUAGAAGUCUCAAAAUCUGAACAAAUUAAACCGAAACGGUCUGCAUGGAUCGAUCCAAAAACAAAACAAAGUUGGUAUACAAUCUUUUUUUCAAGGACAUGAUGUUUUGGUGUGAACACAUCUGUGCUUCUUAUCAGUUCAAUUCUAGAGGUGGUGUGUUAUAUUGGCUAUUUGCUGGAUUCAGUCAGGGCUUCCACUGCCCAAAAAACACCAAGAUGGGUGCUUCUCUGCAUUGUCCGAGGCUUUUGUUCAUUUACAGAUUAAGAGUUAUAGUCGAAGCUGUAUGUAGCAACGCUCUACCCUACUGCUAAUGAAACUGUGGGUUGGAGAAUCAGCGAGCACUAGUUGCAUUUCAUCUCAGUCAGUGCAGAUACCUCAGUGUCUCAAUCAGUCCACACAGACACAAAUGCUCUUUCCCCCCUGUAUUCUUUUAACAUGAAGUCAUGCACAGUAGCUUCACUGUGGUCAUCAGAAAAGACAGUCAUAUUCAAAUAAUACAUUGUAAGUAGAAGCUGUGCCUUUUUGUCAUGUCAUUGUAAUGCUUUAACAUAACACUGUUGGCUGUCAUUUAAAAUUAACGUGGAAAAUAGGCCUUUCCUAACAAAAAUGGCACCAAUAACGGCUGUGUUGGCCGUUAGGACCUGUCACAUAGGGCUGGGCGAUAUGGGCAAAAAUGUUAUCACAAUAAAAGUUUCAUAUCUUUCGAUAUCGAUAACGAUCACGAUAAGUAUCAAAUCGUUAUUUCUUUUGAGUUAAAGUGGCUGAUUUCUGCUCCUGAGAUUUAAUUGUGGUUUAAACUCUUCUUUGUGGUCAACACUUGAUGCCAAACAGUGGAUCACUUCACAAAUCUGAGGUAGAACAUUCAAAACAAUUAUGAUUAUAAUUACAAUUAUGAAUUUUUGUCAACAAAGUAAACAAGUAAAAGCUUUUUUCGGUCCUUUUUCCUCAACAAAAUAAACAUCAAAAUAAAAGAAUUAAGUCAUAAUUCUUGUAUGACUCAAGUGAAAAAAAGCUAAUAUUUAUUAUAUAAAAUGUUUAUUGAACAUUGUUAUAUUGUUAUUGAAAUAAAUUAUAUCGUGAUAAUUAUUGUUAUUGUUUUAAUUGUCCAGCCCUAAUGUCACAUAUAUAUUUUUAGACAUUGUUUCCCACAGAUUGACCACUUGUUACAGCAACAUCUACUAACAUCAGCACUCACUUCUAACCGAAACUAUUUCAAUGAUUCCAAAAAUCCCAAAGAUAUAUGUAGGAAUGAUGCAAAAGACAUCCAGAAAUUUUUCUUUUCACCCUGGGCAACAUUUUCCUAUUCUGGCCUGGCAGUCAACAUCUGCAUGAUCACAAUAGAUGCAACCUGCUGCUGUAAAGUAGUAAGUCACAGUAACCCCCGACCCCCCCCCCUCAGCUAUCGCUAGCUAGCGACUUUUAACUGUAGUCUAGUUUCUUAUCCAAUUAACAUUGUACUAGCAAUCACUAGCCAGCAAAGUAGGGCUGGGUAUCGACUGAAAUGUGUGUAUAGCACUGAAUACCAAAAUCUUUACUGAAAGCCAGCAUCAAAUGUCUGGUCAGAUUCAUAAUCCUGUUGACUUGUUCUAUGACCCAAAAGUUCCAGACUUAAACAAAUAAAAACAAUGCACUCCUAAAGGUGCUGGCUCGCAGGCAUACAUCAAAAAAAGGGAAAGCACACUCAUAACUCACAUUCAGCAAACUACCUUCUUCAUCCAGUUUUAGACUGUAAAUUCCUAUAAAGUUCUUGUCUGACUGUUUAUGUGUGGACAAUAUUUGACAUUUAAAUUUCAUCGUGUGACCAAGGUUCCAUACUUGUCACACAAUGACAAGUGAAUAAACUCCAUAUCAACUCUGAGCAAACUCAAAUUGCAGAUGAAGGCUGUAAGAUGCUGUUUAAAGGGCCGCACAGAUUUUGUAAGUGGAACUUUUGAGUUAUGAUUAUUUUAUCAAACUACUGUUACCAAGGUCUGAACUUUCAUUCUCAACAUUGGAGUACUGUUGUUUUUGUUUUUAUUGUAAAAUGAAAAAAGGUUUGUAGAAAUAUAUAUCGUUUUGUCAUCAGUAUCAACACUCUGGUAUCAUAUUGACACACAUUGAAAGAUAUGAAUCAAUAAUCAGCCUCUACAGCAAUGUAACUGAAGGAUGAAAAGUCACAAAGGUUUUUCUGCCAUCACAUAUAUUAUUUCUUUAAAACAAGGAUUACAUGUAUAGAACAGUCACAAUUUUGGACAUUUACAUAUACUUUAAGGAGACAUCGGACUGCACAUUAUAUGGCAAAAUGUGAACUUUACAGCCUGCAAAAAUGUUGCUAAACUUCACAUUUCCCCUCCCACCACAGCAGUUAACAGAUGGUGCAUCUUAGUUCCAUUAAAUGUUUGAUGCCUAUAUAACCCAAUAGUGUUAUCAUUUACCUCACAUACUCAUCUUGUUUUUGUGCUCCAAGCUUCAAAAAUGAUGAUGAACUAGAAGUGUUACGUUCUCCUUUUUCCUUCCUGAAUGACGGGACUGGACAAGACAUGAAUGGAGACAAUACUUUUCUGGGUUGUGUGAAAUGUAGAGUUGAACGUGUAAUGUUUCAAAGCAUUUAUGGAAGUUUGCUAUUUGUAUCUUGUGAAGGUUUGUGGAUUUGCAAGAGAUGUUAACAAGCCGCUAUUUUUUUUGUUGUUGUAAUCAUAGCACUUUUUUGUAAAUUGAAUGCCUUUAUUUCCUCCAAUACCUAUUUUUAAAACCUUUAUUACAAAUGUAUAUAUGAUAUAUUUAGCUCUUUUAGAGAACAGUAACAUGUAAAUACAAUAUAAAAUGUUUUAUUUUUACAGGUACAAUUUUGACAGUGUUUUCCUAUCAAAGUGUCAUUUUUGCUUUACUUGCACAAGUGUUCUGUGUAUCUCAUUGAGGGGUCUUUUAACAAAUAAUGUACCUUAAAUAGAUUUUUGUAGGCCUACUUUUUUGAAAGCUCUUCUUCGACUAUUCAACCGCUGGUUUAAGUGAGUGCACAGGCAGUAAUGAAGCUUAAAUGGAUGGUUAUAUAGCACUUAAAUUUAUCAUCUUGCCAUGGGUUCUUUAAUUAGUUAGGCAAAAAGACAAAUAAGAUAAACGUUCAAUAACUCCCAAGGUGAUUUUGUCCUCUUUUAUCAUCCUUUGACCUCAGUGUGAGAUUCUGAAAAAAAGAGAUUACUUGAUUUCUUAGUGGGUUCCGUCUGAAACCUGUUGCAUGAACAAAAAUAUUCCAAUCAGCUAACUGCAGUUUCAUCUUGAUUUAUAAGUCAUAUGGACUGUGUGACAGAAUCUAGGGAUUUGAUGUGUGGGAAAUAAAAGCAACACACUGUGGAUCAAAAUUCAAAGACAAAAAGCUCCACACAUUGCUAUCCGAUCAAGUUCAUAAUUCUAAAACUAAUCUAAAGUGUCCUGGGAAAAAAGAAACAGGAAAAACAGAAUGUCCCCCAUGGUCGUGUGGUGACCAGGACAUAGGAGGUACUCUUCAGUGAGAGGCACAGACCUUUAGCAAUUCAUGACAAACUCUUUAUAAGCUUCGGUGGUACCAGUGAACUUUAUUGAAUGUGUAUGUAAGAAACACUGCAAUAUAUUUUGGUAUUGGAUCAAGCUGCUAACAUACUUCAAGAGCUCCUUAAGGUGCUACAGACCUCUUUUCUAGUUCUGAAAUGUACCGUUUGUACAAAGUAUCCAGUUCAGCUGAAUAGUUGGUAUGUGUGUGCCUGGUUGUACUAUAUAGCUACAUAUAUUUUUGUUGUACUGUGACUUUUGUAGUCUUUUUACAGACUUGCCUGUAAAUCAUGCCCCCCCCCCCCACACACACACACACACACACACACAGACACACACCUGUGUGUUGUGGAAACUGAGUCAUUGAGGGAGAUUGCUCUGAGUGAAGUCACUCAGGAGAGAUGCUGAGCUCACGCUGAGAAAUGUGACUCAACCUGAUGUCGUUCAAAAUGAGUUGAGGAAGUUCAGAGACAAACUGCAUUCCAGCGAUGUUGGUUGUGUUAUUUGUUGAAUUUCAACAGUGCCAUCCUGUGACAGCGAUGGACUAAUUUCUAACUCAAUAUCUUACUUCAAAUCUAUUUUACAAACUACUGUUGUAUUUUUAUACAUUUAGGCCUCACAAGGCCUAAUGAGUAAUUCACAUAAACAUAUAUAAAUAAUUAUAUGUGUUUUAUAAGUUGUGUAAAAUAAAAAGUAAUGCUGCAGCUUUUAUCCUUUGUUUUUUUAAACAUUGACAUCAUCCAAAGAGGCAGAUUAUUUAUUUUCUGGCAGAAAAACCUGAUUUAAUUUACCAUACCUUGCUGCUAUGAGAGAGAAGAGCUGCAGUCUUCAACUCCAGUGUUUUUACACAAUGUAAUGAAAGUUCAAUAAACAUAAGAGAAGGAUGCAA